UGUAAAGGCAUUUCCGUGACUCAGCCUCACAGGCGGCUCAAAACGACGUCUUCCUCUGUACUUUUCUUUUUAUUUUCCUUUUGAUUUUUGUUAUGCUUUUCGAUCCGCCGCUAUCUUCAGCAAUUAAAGUUGGACGCAGAAACUCAGAAGGAAAAGACGAUAAAUAUUCAUAAUUUCUCUCUCUCUCUUCUCUGUUCCACCGUUCUUCCUUGCUUACAUACAAUCUCUCUCUCUCUCUCUUUCUUCUUCAGACGAAACCUCCUUUGCUUCUUCUUUAAGUUCUUAUCUCUUUCAAAUUCUUCACCUGCUUACAUCUCAAGCUGAAACCAAAAUUUCCCGGGAAAGUGAUACAACGGGAACAUGAGAGGAGAGACAAAAGCUUAAAUUUGUGUAAAUCCAGAGAAUCCGAAAAUCCAUAGCACGUUGAAGAUGCUGUUUGCCCAAAUUUGUUCUUCUUGAACGUCAUUGUAACAGAGCACCUAUAGUUAAAGGAUAGACAAGGAAAAAAAUUCGUCGCAUUUUUUUUUUGGAUUUGAUUCAUGGAUUCAAAUACUCACAAUCAUCUCUACGACCCGAAUCACAUAUCUUCUUCCGGGUCGGGUCUUCUUCGUUUCCGAUCAGCGCCGAGCUCGGUUCUCGCCGCUUUCGUUGACGACGAGAAGAGUGGGUUCGACUCCGAUAGGUUGCUUUCCAGAUUCGUGAGCUCUAAUGGCGGAAACGACCAUCUGGGUUCGCCGAAUCCGAGUGAAUUCGAGGAAAAGUCUCCCGUUUCGUUGACGAACGCCUCUGUAUCAUACGCCGCCACUCUUCCGCCGCCGCCGCAGCAGCCUGAGCCGUCGAGCUUUCUUGGUUUGCCGCCGCAUUACCCGAGACAGAGUAAGGGGAUGAUGAAUACUAUUGGUUUGGAUCAGUAUCUGAGUAUGAAUAAUCACCACUCGAAACCAGUUGAAUCUAAUCUUCUCCGGCAAAGCAGCUCGCCGGCCGGAAUGUUCACUAACCUCUCAGAUCAAAACGGUUAUGGCUUGAUGAAUUACGGUGGUGAGGAAGAAGAUGAAGAGAGUCCACCUAAUCCCAACGGUUUAAGACGCCAUUGCAGCCUCUCUUCAAGGCCACCACCUUCUUCUUCUAUGGGAAUGCUCUCUCAGAUACCGGAAAUCGUCUCUGAAAGCAUCGCCACUAAUUUUCAAUAUAGCCAUUGGAGCGAUCCGUCAAGCUUCAUUGAUAACUUAUCCUCCCUUAAAAGAGAAACAGAGGACGACGGAAAGUCGUUUCACGGAGCUCAGAACGGAGAGUCUGGAAAUGGAAUGCAGUUACUGUCGCACCACUUGAGUUUACCCAAGUCAUCAUCUACAGCCUCUGACAUGGCUUCACUGGAUAAGUACAUGCAGUUACAAGAUUCUGUUCCGUGUAAAAUUAGAGCUAAACGUGGUUGUGCCACACAUCCUCGAAGCAUUGCUGAACGGGUAAGAAGAACACGAAUAAGCGAACGAAUGAGGAAAUUGCAAGAUCUUGUUCCUAACAUGGACAAGCAAACAAACACUUCGGAUAUGUUGGAUUUAGCCGUGGAUUACAUCAAAGAUUUACAAAGACAGUAUAAGGUUUUAAGCAAGAACAGAGCUAACUGCAAGUGUAUGAACAAGGAGAAGAAGUCAAUAUAGGGCGCAUAACAAAGAGUAUACAUAGGACUAAAAGAAAGCAGAGACAAGGACAAGAACGAAUCAAUUGUCUGCAUAUUUUUUUAGCUGAAACGGUCAAAGAAAAGGAAAAAACAUAUGCUUCCAACAAAUCCUAAGCAAUAAAAUAAGGCUUAAAUCUAUCUUUUUUUCUUAUGUUUCACACCAAAGUCAACAUGACAUAUGGAGUUUGAUCUAAACACUAAACAUGAUUAAAAGCCAAGUUUCACCUGCGGUUUUGCUCCCAACUCAAGUAGAAAGAACAAUAUGCGAAGCCAACAACCUAUGUACUUUGUUGAUAAGAACGACAUAAGAAGCUAUUUGUGUGUACUUUUGAUGGAACUGAGCAC
Molecule: messenger RNA, 2023 nt
Organism: Thlaspi arvense
Lineage: Eukaryota; Viridiplantae; Streptophyta; Magnoliopsida; Brassicales; Brassicaceae
Source: the annotation of a GenBank genome assembly